This is a messenger RNA of Marmota flaviventris (yellow-bellied marmot), 1032 nucleotides long. RefSeq names its product tubulin polymerization promoting protein family member 3 (gene Tppp3). Gene Ontology annotation, biological process: positive regulation of protein polymerization; microtubule bundle formation; microtubule polymerization. The record is from RefSeq and is a predicted model, not a curated record. Lineage: Eukaryota; Metazoa; Chordata; Mammalia; Rodentia; Sciuridae. Gene Ontology annotation, molecular function: tubulin binding. Gene Ontology annotation, cellular component: microtubule.
ACUGCGGAGCCGCCCGGGCUGCAGUCCCGCCAGGGAGCCGGCAGGGAGCGGAGCUGCGGAGCGCCUGGUUUCCCGCAUCAGUCGGUCCAUUCCUGUAUCCUGACCAUCUGAAGCGCUGCAGGAGCAGCCACGAGAUAGAAGCCGGGUGGCAUGGCAGCAAGCACAGAUGUAGCUGGGCUGGAGGAGAGCUUCCGCAAGUUCGCCAUCCAUGGUGACCCCAAGGCCAGCGGGCAAGAGAUGAAUGGCAAGAACUGGGCCAAGCUGUGCAAGGACUGCAAGGUGGCUGAUGGAAAGGCCGUGACAGGGACUGACGUCGACAUCGUCUUCUCCAAAGUCAAGGGAAAGUCUGCUCGGGUUAUCAACUAUGAGGAAUUCAAAAAGGCCUUGGAAGAGCUGGCAACCAAGCGGUUCAAGGGGAAGAGCAAGGAGGAGGCUUUCGAUGCCAUCUGCCAGUUGGUGGCAGGCAAGGAACCAGCCAACUUGGGUGUCACUAAAGCAAAAACAGGGGGUGCUGUGGACCGGCUGACGGAUACCAGCAAGUACACAGGUUCCCACAAAGAGCGCUUCGAUGAGAGUGGCAAGGGCAAGGGCAUUGCUGGACGGCAAGACAUCCUGGAUGACAGUGGCUAUGUGAGUGCCUACAAGAAUGCAGGCACCUAUGAUGCCAAGGUGAAGAAGUGAGGCCAGGGAAGGCGCCCACUGCACCUGCCCCUGCCAGAGGCUCAGGCCUGGGCAUAAGGGGCACAUGGAGCAAAGAAGCCCGGUCCCUUUCCUGCUGGACCUGCCACCCAGAGCUUCCUGCCCAGCCCCAUGAGGCCAGCCUACCAGCCCUCUGACCCAGACUACUCUGUGUCCCUCUUCCUCCUCCUCUUGCCUCUCCAACUUCUAAGGAAUCCUGUGCCUAUAGCCUCACCACCCCAACCUGGUCCUAGGCAUGGCUGACUUCUGCCUGCUUGCCUCAUAUUUAAGCUGCUGCUCUGGCCAAGUGCCUAAUUCUUACCCAGACCUCAAUAAAGACACUUUUUGUACCAA